CUUAAUCCUCAACCGGCGUGGCUGAUGCCCAACUUCAAGCGUACCAGAUCCCAGCUCGCUCUCCCGGAUUUUGACUUUCACCAGCUGUCCCGCUCUCCUCUAAAGGAUGCUAAAUCUGCGCAGCGGAAGCUCUCCAGUUCACCUCACCGCUCGACCCGGCCUAACAAUGAUCUCCAUCCGGAGAACAGCUCGAAGAGGCCCUCAUCUCCUCUUAGAAGGGCCCCAUUUCCAGAUGAACCCAUGAGGAAGCGUGUUCGAAACGAGACCCCGAAGAGUGACGCCUGGUUGAAACCACUUUCGAACUCGCAAAGAGAUUCUGGUCUCAUCCAUUCGAGGCCACCUCCCACUGCAGUCCGACGCUCGCGAUCCGUGCCUCCAAUACAGCAGUCUCCUUACUUUAACCUUCAUGGACUUCCUCAACGCGAACAGAUGGAUCGUCAGCAGUCUUUUUCUGUGCCUCACUUGUCUCAUGCUAGACCAUUGAAUACAGCGGAAUCCUCUUUUUCUGUUCCUGCUUCGAGUAGCACUGGUGCAUACAAGCCUAGAACACCGCAAGGUCUAAAACCGCCCAUUUUGAUGCCACCUAUGUCUCCGUUAACGCCACUUCCCGUCACUCCUGCUGUUGAUAGACAUGUGGCCACCUCGUCCACGCGUUUUGAGUGUCUCAUAUUCCCAACCACAACAAAUAGCCAUGACGUUCCGUACGCGAACCACGAGCUUAUAUCCACUGUGCCUGUCAAGUCUCAGAUAUCCGCUGCCCCGUCCAGCCGCCUACCUCGUCCAGUGUCAUCGAACAAACAAGACCGGAAUGAACCGUCAGAAUCACGUAAAACAAACCCGAGUUCUUCGAAGUUCACUGCAGCCGCCAACUCGCGUAUUACUCGGAGCACCUCGAACCGACAACGAGAGGGUACACCGGGUGGUGGGGAUCAGGUUUCUGCAAGCGCUAAAGGCCAGUUCACUGCAAAGCGAGCUGAAAGUGACUCUGGUCCAAACUCUGUAUUUAAGCCUGCGUUGUCCAAACGGCAGGCUUCACUACUCUCAUUCGUGAGGCCGCCCUCGGAUCCAGUUCGUGGGAGUCGUGCGGCGACAGUGGAAACCGCGACUAUCUCAGCUCAUGCUACACAUCCACCGAAGUCGUCGCUAUCGUCGCUAUCCUCUGCAUUGCAGAAGCUGAGCAUGCCCAUGCCUCAGCGGUCAAGCACUAGCAUGGGCUUCAAUCAUGAUGCCAACGACAACCGGAAACAUGAAGCGAUCUUUAGCCACAAGACUACUGAUGACAUCCCAUUUGGGACGUCAAUCAAGCGCAAUGGUCCAUCAACUUCCACGUCCCGGGCCAUCUCCAUACCUGCAACACCGGUCCGCAAGUUAACGAGCAUGAACCACCUGCCUCCACCGUCUAGCACGCGACAGACAACACUAAUGCUGCCUCCUCCUGCACCUGGGUCGAAUGGUGUACCCUCGCGCCCUGGAAUGGUUGUUGGCCCAGCGAAGGCAAGCGUUGGAGCGAAAGGCCAUCCUGUGGCCAGGCCCGGUCACGAUCGUUCGCGCUCCUAUGGCAGAGCAUUCAUGGGCGCCUUCGGCGCGAGGAGGCUCAUGGGGAGUAGUCGGGUAACUCAGAAAGCGAGCAAACCAACCAGCUUGCCCAGUGUGGAGGGCAGCCCUGUGAAGUCUGCUCUUUCCCACCAUGUCCGACUCGAUAGCGGUCGGUUGGAAGCUUCAUCAAACGUCGGAGAAUGGUCAGGACAUGCUUCCGGAAGCACGCAGGAUCCGGAGCGUGCGCCUUCUUCGUCGGGGAUUUUCGCUGGCGAACGUCGGGAGUCUGCUACGCUGGAGUUGCAAUCACGCAGAUGGGAAAAUUUGCCGGGGAUUUCCCCGCGCAGGAGCAUGUCAAUAGACUCUGAACCUUUGCAACCACAUACGCCCACCACGUCAUCACAAUACCACAUAGUCCCUUCGACAUUCCACGGAAAGGGAAAGUCUAACUCAUCUGAAGCUGCCGAUAGCCGAGUGUCUUCCCUGAAUGGGAAGAUGCACAGCGCACCCGGACUCAUGAGGCGCGCAAGCAGCUCGGGUGCCAUUGUCUCCACUCGGAGUCUCAGUUUACCCCCCUCCACCUCAAACGGUUGCAUCGAUAUCCUUUCAGAUUGCACGAUUUUCAUCGACGUCCGUACGGACGACGGGGACGACGCCAGUCCUUUCUUCACUGACAUGCUUAGUGGUAUGGGUGCAAAGAUAUUAUCUCGCGUCGGGCAGACUUGCACGCAUAUUGUCUACAAGAACGGGCUGAUGAGCACGCUCACUCGAUACCGGCUUCUCAAAGAGCCAAGACCCUUUGUCGUCGGCGUCGCAUGGGUGGUACAGUGCGCCGAGCGCCGCUCGCAUGUCGACGAGACCAAAUACUUGAUCGGUCUGGAAGGGACCAACGUCGCGGGUACGAACAAGCGACGGAGAUCGAUGCUUCCUAAACAACUGCAGUCUCCGGAUCUUGGUUCGCCCAACGACGGCUCCUCUUUUUCAAACGUCGCAGGCACCAGCUCAACUCCCGUACAGACGGCACAAGAGUCCGUCGGCGAGACGUCAUCUACGCCUGUUGUGGCCAAUGGCGACGCAAAUGACUCGCCAUCAGGGGGUGCACUUGCUCUGCUCCCGCUAGCGGAGGCUCGACGCCGUCGACGUGUUCUUUCCCGCGUAUAGCUUGGCAUCGAGGGGGUCGUCGGAAAUACCAGUGUAAUUGCAUCGCGGCUCACUCACAUUCUAAGUAGAUCUACUGGACUCUAUACCUCGGGCGCUCAUUAUGGAUAGAACACGGUCGCAACUGAUGUAAUGAACCUCCAUCUCUGGGACAAUUGGAUGCAUUCUUGUUAUACACGUUCAUUAUGUGUUCUCGCCAAUGAAAGUUUGCAG
Messenger RNA from Laetiporus sulphureus 93-53, 2907 nucleotides. RefSeq lists its product as uncharacterized. The record is from RefSeq and is a predicted model, not a curated record. The transcript is spliced from 6 exons. Lineage: Eukaryota; Fungi; Basidiomycota; Agaricomycetes; Polyporales; Laetiporaceae. The coding region runs from base 25 to 2697 and encodes 890 amino acids.